Molecule: messenger RNA, 693 nt
Organism: Beta vulgaris subsp. vulgaris (sugar beet)
Lineage: Eukaryota; Viridiplantae; Streptophyta; Magnoliopsida; Caryophyllales; Amaranthaceae
Exons: 1
Coding region: 1-693 (230 amino acids)
Molecular function (GO): RNA-DNA hybrid ribonuclease activity; nucleic acid binding
Source: RefSeq, a predicted model, not a curated record
AUGGCCAUCUUCUUCAUCAUAGUAUGGACAAUUUGGAAAGAGAGAAAUCUUCGCACUUUCGGAAACUCAUCAACAUCUAUAAAGGACCUGAAAGAUUUGGUCCUGCUCAGGCUUGGAUGGUGGAUAUCGGGCUGGGCAGACGACUUUCCAUACUCCUUAUCAGACAUCUCUCGCAACCCAGAUUGUUUGCUAUGGAAUGGCUGCGGAAAAACAGGCGUCUCUCAUCCCAUGAGUCAAAUUCCAAUAUCAUGGUGCCCUCCUGAUAUUAAUUGCAUUAAAUGGAACGUUGAUACAUCUGUGAAUCCUCUUGAAUCAAGUUCAGCAAUUGGAGGUGUCCUUCGAAAUCAUAGAGGGAACUUCUUAUGUCUCUUUUCGUCUCCCAUUCCAUUUAUGGAAAUUAAUUGUGCUGAAAUAUUAGACAUCCACCGUGCAAUCAAGAUUACGUUGUCAAGCAACAUCUACAAAAACAGCAAGAUAAUUCUAGAAUCAGACUCAUCAAACGCAAUGCUAUGGAGCAACAGUGAAGUUGGAGGGCCAUGGAAUUUAAGCUUUCAUCUCAACUUCAUUCGAAACGCAAGAUUGAAGAAUCUUAACAUCAAUAUUGUCCACAAGGGUCGCAAUGCAAAUUUUGUAGCUGAUUCACUUGCCAAGCAAGGCCUUCACCGACAAUCAGAAUUUAUAGCGUGGCUAUAA